AUAAGAUUCAUAAACAGACAAUUCAAAUGUUCAAUAUUUUCUAUUGACGAGAUUUCUUAAAAUAAUUAAUAUUAAAUUUAUUUACAUAUUCAACAUGUUCAGAGGUAACUAACAAUUUUGUAAUAUUUAUUAUUCUACUUGUAGCAUACACGUGUAGCACGUAGCAUGUAGAAUUAUCAAACGUAAGAAGAUACAAAGAAAAAAAGGCAAAAGAUAAAAUCGAAACUGGGAAAGAAAUGUACUAAACAUUGAUUCCGGUGAUGGAGUGAUUUAUCAUUUGUACAGGGCCACCGAGUGUAAUAAGUGACGCGUUCUACCAGUAGCUAACCAAUUUGAUUCAUUAAUAGGUCGACCUGCAUGACCCAAAGUGUCGGACGCUGCUAAACGAAUUAAUUUAUCUACGUUCUUAGUGCGAAUACGCAAUGUGUGUACCUUUUCCAGACAGAAACAAAACUCUGUUUAUUCUAAACUGUGAUUAUUUUUAUCCGUGAGUUAUCUCACCCAGUUGUACGCACAACGUUGCUCUACAUCGAAUUAAAAACAAUGCAACCCGAAAAUUUCUUCACGAUGUAGCGAAGGAUCUUUUUCUUUCAAUUUUGUUACAAAACUGCUAAAAUGAAGAUGCAGUGGUUUGCCAUAAUGAUGUGUUUAUAUGCUGGGGUAGCAAGUGCAAGAACGGAAGAAGAUCAACAAACGUCCUCUUCAACUUCAAUUAUUGGGAUAUCUGAUGGUCUUUUAGAACAUUGCUUUUAUCGGCAGUCCAGUGAAUGUCCUGAUGUUAAGAUAACUCAAUGUUCUUGCAAAAAAAUUGUUCUAACUCGCAAUAAUCCCGAGGAUAACGCCGUUUUUUGUUGCAAUUUAGAUGUUCAAAACUUUGAAUCAGAACUUUCCUGCGCAGGAUUUCCAUCUAACAUAUCGUACAUACAUAUAAGAAAUGCAACAUUAGAUAUAUUCAAUGUGAGUGAAAUUCGAUGGAGAAGGUUAAAGUCACUUGCAAUUACCGAUGGCAAGAUCAAUAGAGUGAAAGGACAAUUUCGAAUGAUGACACCAACAGUUUGCUUGAAUCUUUCAAACAAUGCCCUUAUCGAGGUAGAGAACAAUUCGCUUACCCGUUUAGCUCAACUCACUACUUUGGACUUGUCGUAUAAUAAUCUUACACAUUUGCCAGCUUUAAAUACAAUGAAUGGCCGAACUAAUACACUCUGGUGUCACGACAUUUACCAAUAUAUUAACAAAACAGGGGAAAAGCAAAUUAAUUUUAAUCAUGAAAAUGAAACUGUGUGUUCAGCUAGUAAAACUUGGCAUUGGUUCAACACUACGGAACAGGUUCCAUUGAAACAAGUUCGAUAUCUUAGUUUGUUGCAAACAGAAUGUCCGAAAGGAGAUACAUGGCAGUGUCAGUGCAACUUCAGAAGAUUGGAUAUUGUCGAAGGUAAACCACCGACUUUAGCGGUAAAUGUAGAUUGUAGUGGAAUUCAAAUUACCGAAUUACCUGAAAAAUUACCUCGCAAUACUAUAGCCCUGAAUGUAUCAUACAAUAACAUCACUGCAUUAGAUGAUUUAAGUACCAAUCCAUGUUACGAAGAUAUAAGAGAGUUUUAUGCCGACUAUAACAAUAUAUCGUCUAUAAACAAAUUAGAAGGUUCCAAGUUUUUAGAUAACUAUGCUUUACUGAGUUUGCGAUACAACAAGAUUAAAUCUCUUCCAACGUAUAUUUUAAGUCCUAAUACUCAUGACAAGAGUUUUAUCAGUUCACGAUUAGUAAAGCUCGGAGGAAAUGAAUUACAUUGUGAUUGUAACACGGCCAAGUACCUAAAGGUAUGGCUACAAACUCGUAUAUUAGAUUCUGAUGAAGUAUUGUGUGAAAAUGUGAAGGAAAAAGUCGUUGACUUGGAACCUUCAAAAAUGUGCGUUUAUCCUGGUGAUUGGACAGAUUAUAUUUAUUAUAUUAUUGCUACAGAAGUUAUACUUUUAAUAAGUCUAAUAGCUAAAGUAUCUUACGAUUAUUGGAUUUUUAAAACAUUAGGCUAUCUUCCAUGGCCGGCAAAUAAAAUGCCAAAACUACCUUGCGAUUGGCUGUGCGAGACGUAAUAAUACCUUUUUAUAUUUUAUUUGUAAUAUAUAUUUUACUGAAAGAAAUUAAUUUUAAUACUUUUACAUCUCAACGCUUGAACAGUAAAAAAUAUGAAGUUUUCGUAUUUUAUCAAAUAUACAUGUCUUAUGUAUAUACACAAAUACAACAUGAAAAAUGUUAACCAAACGGUUGUUCUUAAUAACAUAUUGUACAAAAAUGUAUAACUAUUUAAAUCAUAAAUAUAUCCAAUCAAAUAUAACUAUGCAAACUCACAAUUUACAUAGCGAUCCAAGUUAAUGUCUUGAUUUUUAAAUGAUAUUCAAAAAUAUAACAUAAAAGUCACGUAUAUUUAAAUUUAUAAUAGUAUAUUUAUAGUAAUAUUGUCAGUUGUCAAUUAUUCUUAACAAUUCUUAAUAAGUAA
This is a messenger RNA of Heterotrigona itama, 2495 nucleotides long. Lineage: Eukaryota; Metazoa; Arthropoda; Insecta; Hymenoptera; Apidae. The record is from the annotation of a GenBank genome assembly.